CAAGAAAAAAAUACCCUCAGCAGCUCAACGGAGAAGAAAAACUCCCCAUUGCCUCUCAAGAAAGACCAUUUCUUUUUUUGGCAAGAAUGGAUCGAACCCAGCUUCUUCUAGUAGGUUUACCCUUUUUCUUGUUUGUCUCCGAUCUUCUCCAACUAUUUAGUCCUCCCCCUCAAAAGCCCACUUCAGAUCACCAACAACAACCGCCGCCACUGAUCCAACAACCUCAGACUCUUCAAUUCCCUACUACUCAGGUUCAGAAAAAUGGUGGUAUUGGUGCAGUUGGUAUUGGUAACACUGUCAGCAUUGAUUUCUGCUCUUCUUGUUCUUACAGAGGGACAGCUGUGACAAUGAAAAAUAUGUUGGACAGUCAGUUUCCUGGUAUCCAUGUCGUCCUUGCUAACUAUCCUCCUCCACUUCCAAAACGUUUGUUGGGUAAAGUAGUACCUGUUUUCCAGUUUGGUGUCAUUGGCCUUGUAAUGGCUGGUGAACAAAUAUUUCCUAGGUUGGGAUUUGCAGUACCUCCUCCAUGGUUCUAUCGGUUGCGUGCAAACAGGUUUGGGACUAUGGCAACCACUUGGCUCCUGGGAAAUUUCUUUCAGUCCAUGCUUCAAAGUUCUGGUGCUUUUGAAGUGUAUGUUAAUGGUGAACUGGUUUUCUCUAAACUGAAGGAGAACAGGUUUCCUGGUGAAAUCGAGCUGAAAGAUCUAGUUGGCAGAAGGAUUGCUAACUCAAGGGUAGUGGAUGGCCUUGGUGUAUCUUCCUUGUUGUAGAUUUGGAGAUUUCACGAGAUCAAUUGUUCCGCAUAAUUUGGACUUGCUGUUGUGUUCUUCCGGUAGUGAUAGACAUACAUACAAUGAAAAGAUCCAACAGUCUUCUUUAGAAAUUGUUGAUUCCCAUCAAAUGUUUUCGCACAGAAACAUUCAACUCAAGGGACUGGUUCUGGUAUCGAUAAAAUGACACUCUUGAAGUUUUUUCGUUCCUCAAAUCCUUGUGACAUUUGAGUUUUAUAGUGUAUAAACACUUUCUCCCACAAUGGAAACAGUAUUUAGUAGAAGCUUGAAUGAAUAAUAAUAUACUUAGUAGUCA
Molecule: messenger RNA, 1086 nt
Organism: Lycium ferocissimum
Lineage: Eukaryota; Viridiplantae; Streptophyta; Magnoliopsida; Solanales; Solanaceae
Product: selT-like protein
Exons: 4
Coding region: 87-770 (227 amino acids)
Biological process (GO): cell redox homeostasis
Cellular component (GO): endoplasmic reticulum membrane
Molecular function (GO): thioredoxin-disulfide reductase (NADPH) activity
Source: RefSeq, a predicted model, not a curated record